AUGUUUCACCUAGGGUUAAACGCGGCAGUAAGUUCGUUUAGCAUUUUCACGAGGUAUGUUUUUUUCAAGAUUGCAGCAGUGACUGUUGGUGCUUUUAUUGGGUAUUGGCUCAACCACGUUGCCCUGGACUACUACUACCGACGUCUUUUGGAUAAGAAGAGGAAUACUAAAAUUUCAAAACUUGCCCAGGCUAAGGAUGCUUUUGCUGAGUAUCUCGCCCAACGCAAAAUUCCCCAAAAUGACAUCGAGAUGAUCACACAAUUGCCACUUCAUGAGCUCAUUGAAAAGUUGAAAAAGCAGGAACUUCCCCCAGCUUAUGUCCUUCUCGCUUACCAACACAAGGCUUUUCGAGUUGAUAAGGAGCUCAACUGUGUCGUCGAGUUCCUUUACCCGGAGUUUACAGAUGUGAAUCUAAAAGGACCACUUGCGGGGGCCCCUGUCAGCUUGAAAGAGUGCAUCGGAAUCAAGGGCUUCGAUACCUGUGUUGGCUGUGCUUGCUACGUCGAUCACGCCUCCAAAAAUGACGCUGUCGCACUUCAGUUAAUCCGUAGCCUUGGUGGAGUUCCUUUUGUGAGAACUACCGUACCCCAGACCAUGAUGAGGCAAUGUUUAGUUGAGGAGGCGGAAUUGCAGCACAUCCUUGUCUGUGGGAGUGACGACUUAUUCUCGUCUCGUUUUAGCACUCAGUGCAGUAAUCCAAUCACUGGGGUGACCCUAAAUCCCCUCAGGAAGGACCGAACUCCCCACGGCUCUAGCGGAGGUGAGGGGGCUCUGGUUGGUGGCGGCGGGUCCCCCCUGGGAUUUGGCACGGAUGUCGGUGGAAGUGUUCGUUUGCCUGCUGCCAUGUGCGGCGUAGUUGGAUUCAAACCGACAACCAGACGUUUGAGGUGGGUUCUUCGGCCAUGGGCUUAUCGCAACAUGUCAAUUGUGUCUACAGCGAAGCCUAUUUCUCCGACAUGGGGUCCAAUUUGCCGCGAUGUGGCCACUUGCCAGAUGGUGAUGGAGGCGUUGUUUAAUUCCCCGGUUACGCGAUCAGUCGACCCCGAAUGCCCACCGGUGCCGUUCAACCAGGUUCCAAAGGACCGUCGCCUCCGGAUUGGCUACUUUCUGAAGCUGGAUGACUUGGUGCCGGUUCCCGCCGUCCGCCGUGCUUUGCUUCACGUGCGGGACAAACUCAUUGCUCGGGGUCACGAGCUUGUGGAAUGGGAAGCCCCCUUUACCGCCAAGGAGUACAUGAGUCUUUUCCUCAAGAGCAUUUUCGCGGACGGCUGCUCGGAGAUCAAGCGGUGCGUCGCCCACGACAAACUCGACCCCUGCAUUCGCCGAAUCUACCAGUUGUCUGUAAUGCCCUGGUACCGACGAUGGUGGCUCAAAUUCAAGUUGAACUUGACCGGCUCCUGGGAAAGUCUAGCCGUAGUAAACGCAGUGGGCGGUUUCUCCAGUGUCGCAGACCUUGAGUCACACCUUCACACCCUCCAAAAGUUCCGCUGGCGAAUCCUGGACAGUCUGAGGGCCAAGUCACUGGACGUGAUCCUCUGCCCGGUCGCAGGUUUCGCUGCGGCAUUGCCCAUAAACCCACCUUACUCCACCACGGGGAUGCUGACGUUCCAGAACCUCGCGAAUACCCUAAAUGCACCGGCAGGUUGCAUGCCAUCGGGGUGUGUUGUGGAGGAACGGGAUGUCCAGGUCCUUGAACAGGCCGUCAAUGGUCACGAAAUUCAGUCGUCAGAACCUCAAGAAGCCGAGUUCUACAAGGGGUAUAGGGCUCUUUCCCCACUCCAUCGCCACAUGCUCCCUCUCCAACGCGGAACCGAGGGAUUGCCGAUUCCGGUCCAGUUCAUGUCCCCGCCCUGGCAAGACGAGCUUUGUCUGCACGCGAUGCGAGAAGCCGAGCUGGCUCUUCAAGCCCCCACCAGCCCCCUACAUGUCCCUGGCGGCGGAUUCGCGCCUCUCAAGUCCUUCUUGUAA
Messenger RNA from Mesocestoides corti, 1968 nucleotides. Lineage: Eukaryota; Metazoa; Platyhelminthes; Cestoda; Cyclophyllidea; Mesocestoididae. The record is from the annotation of a GenBank genome assembly.